GCAUUGGAUUCCAAGCCCUGUCAUUUUUAAUUAUUCUGUGGUGGUUAGCUUUUUUGGUGUGUAGAGAGGAAAAUAGGUUGAAAAGAUAUAAAAUUUCCAAAUUUUAGUGGUAUCCAUACAGUUUGAAAUGGUUAAAAGAAAACCUGCUGCAUUAAUAGAUAGUGACUCCAGUAACGACUCUGAAAGUGAUCUAGAUUCAGAAUUUCUUAAACUCUCAAAAAACAAAAAGAAAAAAUCACCACCACCUCAGUCAUCAGACUCAGGUUCAGAAUCAGACAAUUCUUCAAAAAAUGUCAAGAAAAAAGCCAAACGUGAUUCCUCUUCAGAUUCUGAACAAGAGGAAGCUAAAAAACAAGAUGAUGCUGACAAAUCAGAGCCAGAAGAAGGUGAAGUUUCUGAUUCUUCAAGUUCUGAAGAGGAGUUUAAUGAUGGUUAUGAUGAUCAGUUGAUGGGAGAUGAAGAAGAUAGGGCAAGAUUGGCUGCAUUAACUGAAAAGGAACGUGAAACAGAAAUUUUUAAAAGAAUUGAACAAAGAGAAUUAAUGAAAACGAGGUUUGAGAUAGAAAAAAAACUGAGACAGGCGAAAAAGGCCGAACGUGCCAAGGACAAACCAUCGAAACCGAAGGAAAAAGAUAAGGAUAAAGAAGUUGUCAACAAUCAUAAAGUACAGAAUGAUUUUAUUCCUAUCGAUCACAAAGAACGAAGUAAAGAGAGGAAAAAGAACAUAGAAGAAAAUAGGGGAAAAACUGAGAACAAAAGAUUUAAUGCCAUGGCGGAAUUGAAAGCGAGAAGGGAGGGUAAAAUAAAGAGGGAGGAAGCGGAAGAAGAGAGAAAGAAAAAGGAGGAGCAAAAAAAGAAAGACGAAGAAGAAGAAAUUAUGAGUAAGAAAAAUGAAACAAAGUUAAAGGCUUCUGAUAUUUAUUCAGACGACAGUGAUUCAGAUAAUGAUGACGACGAAAAAUCUUCAUCCUCACCACAAAGGCCCACAAUAGCAGAUUCUGUUAGAUCCAGAUCACGCUCUAGGUCCAGAUCAAAGUCAUCAUCUAGUUCAAGUUCCAGUGAUAACGAAGAGGAGGAGGAUGACCGAAAGUCAGCUUAUAUUCCCUCCAAAAGCGAUCUCAACUUAGUGAGACUGUCGAGACACAAAUUGGAAAGGUUUGUCCACAUGCCCUUUUUCGACAGAAUUGCGAAAGGCUGUUUCGUUAGGGUUGGAAUCGGCCAACACAAUAAUGCACCUGUUUAUAGAGUGGCAGAAGUAAUUGGAGUAUAUGAAACAGCCAAGAUAUAUAAUCUAGGAAAUACAAAAACAAAUAAGGGAUUGAAAGUGAGACACGGUACCCAGGAAAGAGUUUUCCGGUUAGAAUUCAUCUCAAAUCAAGAGUUCACAGAAGGGGAAUAUCAGAAGUGGAUAGAAGCAAGUACAGCUGCAAGUAACGAGUUACCAUCAAAGGGGAAGAUCGAACAGAAACAGGCUGAUAUUAAAGAAGCGAUUAGUUACGAAUUUAACGAACAAGACGUAGAACGAAUAAUUCAAGAAAAGUCCCGUUUCAAGCCAAACCCUUUCAACUACGCUAUGAAGAAGACUCAGCUAAUGAAAGAAAGGGAUGGAGCUCUAAGCAGAGGCGAUGAAGACGUUGCGAGGGAAUUAGCUCAGAAGCUAUCCGACUUGGAAGAAAGAGCUUCAGAAUUAGACAAAUUACGUACUUCAACCAUUUCCAGUAUCUCUUACAUAAACGAUAGAAAUAGGAAAAAGAAUGUAGAAGAAGCCGAAAAGGCUAUUAUGGAGGAAGUUAGGGCAAAUAAAGGCAAAAAAGCUGAUGAUCCCUUCACCAGACGAUCGACCAAACCUAGGAUGAACUUCAAAGCAGGAGAAAAGGAGGCACGUGCCCUCAAGGAAGCUGAAAUUGCAAAAUUGGCAGCCGAACGCAAAAAGAAUGAAAAAAUAGAAGUUCUCGAAACCAAAAAAUCCGCUCAACCUGCUCAAGUUUCUCAGGAUGACUUGUUUUCUGCCCAUGACUUUGAUAUUAAAAUUGAUCUUGAAGUACCUCUGGCCGCUACACCAGUAAACGUGGUUCCUAAGACAAUGACGAAAGAUUUAGCUCCUAAAAGAAGCUUAAAUCUUCAAGACUACAAAAAGAAACGGGGCCUUAUUUAAUAUUUGUUUCAUAUCGGACCAGGGACUUUAGUAUUUAAUUAUUCCUCUUGCAACCAUCAACCUCUCAAAUCUCUAAAGACAAUUUUGAAGCCAGUGGUAUUAAACGAAUAUUUUUGUUAAACCAUUUAGUGUGUAAUUUUAACUAUUUAUUAUUUUAGUGUCUGAUAUGGCGGCCUCUAUACAUAUAUUAAGUUAGAUUGUAUAUAUUAGGAAAAUGUGGCCCAUGAAGUACAGUAUCUUGAAUAAACUACUUUUUAUACA
This is a messenger RNA of Diabrotica virgifera virgifera (western corn rootworm), 2416 nucleotides long. Its product is annotated as RNA polymerase-associated protein Rtf1. Gene Ontology annotation, molecular function: RNA polymerase II C-terminal domain phosphoserine binding; DNA binding. The transcript has 9 exons. Gene Ontology annotation, cellular component: Cdc73/Paf1 complex. The record is from RefSeq and is a predicted model, not a curated record. Lineage: Eukaryota; Metazoa; Arthropoda; Insecta; Coleoptera; Chrysomelidae. Bases 128 to 2155 code for a protein of 675 amino acids.